AUGCUUGAUACUACCGGUGAUCUCAAUUCCAGAGAUGGGAGGUUCACCUUCAACCUCUCAACCAACGGCCCCGUUGCCUGUAUCUGCAGUGAACAUGAAACUAUCGCCAUUUUGGCCCAAUGGUUCGCACAAGUGGAGGCGCAAUUCCCCACGAGAAAGAUAAUUAUGCAGGACACGAAGUUCGCGUAUGUUAUUGGGUUGCUGCCGCCCGAAGAGGCACGAGAGGUGCGCGAUAUACUGAUUGCACCUCCCGACCAAGACCGCUAUGACCACCUCAAGGCGGAGGUUAUUCGCCGGACUUCCAUAUCUGAGCAAAAGAGACUGCAUCAACUCCUCAUCGCCGAGGAGCUGGGAGACCGCAAGCCAACUCAACUGUGGCGUCGAAUGAAACAGCUGCUUGGAGAAAACACGCUGGAGGAGAAAAUCCUGAAGCAACUCUUCCUUCAACGACUGCCAGCAAACGCUCAAUUCAUCUUGGCAUCAACAUCGCAGAUGACGCCCAUUCAGCAGCUGGCCGAACUGGCAGACAAAAUAAUAGAAGUGUCCAUCCCCCAUCGAACUCACACUGUUAGCGCAGUGUCACCUGCAGUGCCACCAAGCGGUCAGCCAUCACUACAAACGCAAGCCCUACAAGCCAAAGUUGAUGAGCUAACACAACAGGUAAAUGCUCUCACAAGCCAACUCAUGAGCCAACAACGAGGCAGGCGAAGGACACGGGACUCAACUCCAUCCAGACCUCGCUCGUCCUCUCGUGGUCGCAGCCCAUCACAUGCCGGCAAAGAUUGCCGGUACCAUUGGCGUUACGGCACCGAUGCAAAGCGAUGUGUUUCCCCAUGCAGCUACAAACCCCGUCAAGAUCAGCAGCAGGGAAACUCCGAUGCCAGCGACUAA
Molecule: messenger RNA, 891 nt
Organism: Acanthaster planci (crown-of-thorns starfish)
Lineage: Eukaryota; Metazoa; Echinodermata; Asteroidea; Valvatida; Acanthasteridae
Source: RefSeq, a predicted model, not a curated record